Molecule: messenger RNA, 4007 nt
Organism: Somion occarium
Lineage: Eukaryota; Fungi; Basidiomycota; Agaricomycetes; Polyporales; Cerrenaceae
Source: the annotation of a GenBank genome assembly
GCUGCCAUGGAUUGGUAUGUUUGUUGAGGUGUCGCAAGAUAGUGGGCUGCUCUUAUCACUGGCGUCUUGCAAUCUGUCUCCGUUAUGAUUGGCUUGUGGUUAUCUCUUCUUUGCUCCUGUCCACCACUUGCAAGCUCUCGACACUGUUUUUCCGCCUCUUCGUGCCUCUUGCUUUCUCAAAUUUGCUGAUCCGAUAUCCGCAUAAUUGCGAGGCCUAGGCUUAUCUUAUCUCGGUGCCAGUAUUUCUUUGUAGUCUUCGUCCUGUAGAAGAGUUCGCGAAUGUCACCAACCUCCAUCAUUCCAAGGGCUCUCAACAACGUAACGGCGACUUCGACUCAUCUUUGCGAUUAAACUCGCAAUAUGUCGACGCUCAAGUCGCCCACCCCUGAUUCGCCAUCCGCGUCGGGUAGUGCAGUUACUGCGGCCGCUACGAUUGGAAGACCUGCAAACGCGACCUCAAGCAACAAUGACGCCGUACAAGCAGCUGCGUCUCCUCGUGACUUUGGGCCUUUGUGGAUGGGAGCACAUAGUGGGUCUCCUCUGAGCCGUGCUGGACUGCUGCAGCCUAAGAGUUUCAUGUCUUCCAUAAGCUCACGACUAUCAAGACCACGAAAUAUUGCUACACAUACUCAGGAGGACAUUCGCGACUCUACCAUGCAACUAUCCAGUCUGCCUUUACGACCACCUUCGAUCUUGAUGGCUCAUUCUGAAGAUGCCUUCAUUUUUCCGACUUCCGCUGUGCAUUCUACGGAGGCUGACGAGCAGGAACGGACGCAUAUACCCGCGUCUGAGUCCCAGACUUCCAUUCUAUCAGCACCCAGUGAAGUAGUCGAUCUGACAACUUCAGUAUCAUCCCUCUCGACGGAAACAGGCGAAACGACUCCCCGAGGACGUCCUUCUCGCCCUUCAGCAUUGUCCCUUAUGCUUUCAAGGACAGCGGAAAACUCAGUUGAAUCAAGGGUGCCAGUCCCAGAUGACUCACAAAUCUCUACUCCAACUGUCACUCGACGCGACUUCAUCGCCGAGUCCCUUGAACGUCCCUCUACUUUAGCUACACGAACGGCUGUCUCUGUGCGCUCAUCUCUGGAGCAGGAACCUGCUGGCUUUGUGUCUGAAAGGCAACCCCUUCUUCACGAUAUUGGGAUCACUCGUCGAACAUACACCGAAAGCGCACAGCCUACAAAUGGUUGGAUGGCAAGUGGCGCAUCAUCGCCUAAACCCAGGUCUGAACGUGUACUUAGCAAGUGGAAGAAACAUGUGCUAGCGAGGGACUACAGAGCCUCCAGUGAACACAUACUUGCUACUCUUGUUAGGUCAUUACCUGCGGUUCUACUUGGAACGCUGCUGAACAUCCUAGACGGGGUAUCAUAUGGGAUGAUCAUCUUCCCUGCGGGAGGAGUCUUCAAGAAUCUCGGUGGUGUCGGAGUUUCCAUGUUCUUCGUUUCGGCCGUUAUUGCGCAACUUACCUACUCCUUUGGUGGAAGUGGGUUUGAAGGCGCCAACGGCAGUAUGAUGAUUGAAGUUGUCCCCUUUUUCCACAUCCUAGCGAACAGCAUAGCUUCUGAUAUGGGAGAAAACAAUCCACAUGCGGUGCUAGCGACAACCGUCGUUGCUUUCUCGCUAUCGUCAAUGUUAACAGGUCUCGCAUUCUUCCUCUUGGGUGCUCUUCGUAUGGGCUCCCUCAUAGGAUUCUUCCCCCGACAUAUACUAGUUGGCUGUAUUGGCGGGGUCGGUGUUUUUCUCAUCAUUACUGGAUUUACCGUCUGCAUCCGCAUGUCCGAAGACGACUUUGAUCUAUCGCUAUCUACAUUCAAAUUGUUGUUUUUCAACGUUCGCAAUCUCACACUAUGGGCUCCGCCAUUCGCAUUAGCUGUAUUGCUUCGUGUUAUCACUCACAAGUAUCGUCAUCAACUCAUAUUCCCCAUCUAUUUUAUCAUUAUUCCCGUCAUUUUCUACAUCAUUGUAGCAGCAGCGCGCCUCGACUUUGGAGCAUUACGGAGGGACGGGUGGCUUUUCGACAUGGAUACCUCUGAUGAUCCCUGGUAUAAAUUUUAUACCUUCUACGACUUCAAUGCCACAAGUUGGUCCGCACUGUGGGCCACCGUCCCAACACAGUUUGCUUUGUUAUUCUUCAACAUUCUACACCCUCCAUUGAAUGUUCCUGCUCUCGCUAUAUCAUUGGAUCACGACAUAGACACUGACAAAGAGCUUGUCGGACAUGGCGUUUCAAAUGUAUUGUCCGGACUUUUUGGCACUGUACCAAACUACCUGGUCUAUGUCAACACACUUCUCUUCUAUCGGGUUGGAGGGAGCGCUCGUAUCUCUGGUUUCCUUCUUGCGGGUACAACUGCAGUUCUUCUAUUAAUUGGAACAGGACCCAUUGCUUUCAUUCCUGUUAUGGUGGUUGGUGCGUUGAUCUUCGUUUUGGGUAUCGACCUCGUCAAAGAAGCAUUGUGGGAUACCCGACAUCGUGUCAAUCGUUUGGAGUACAUUACUAUCAUCUCUAUCAUGGUAUGCAUGACGGUAUGGGACUUCGUGAUCGGCGUUCUCUUUGGUAUAAUUAUGAGUUGCUUCUUCUUUGUCAUUCAAAGCAGUCAGCGACGAAGCAUACGAGCCCUGUAUUGUGGGGAAACCGCCAUGUCAACUGUUCGUAGACCAGGAGCACAUCGCGCAUAUCUUCGAGAAGUUUCCAAGCAGACAACUAUCAUUAGGCUUCAAAGUUUCUUAUUUUUCGGUACUAUCACCCAUGUUGAAGAGACCAUUCGCGGUCUCGUCAACAAUCCAUCUUGGCACCACGACCCUAUGCGUUUCUUGAUAUUGGACCUUGCUUUGGUAGCUGGCGUGGACAUGUCAGCAGCGGAAGCAUUCGUCCGUAUUCAACGUCUACUCGCUGGGAAGGGCGUGAUUCUGGUAGUCUCUGGAUUCGCUGUCGAGUCGCCCGUCGGGCAGGCUCUGUCAAGCGUUGGACUCUUGGAUACGGAAGGCGUAGAAAUCUUUUCUACUUAUGCUGAUGCAUUAGAAUGGACUGAAAAUGCAUAUCUACGGGCGUGGUACAUGUCACAAAAGGUCGAAACAAUGCUUCCCGGAAGACAAGAACCUGUUGUCACAUUUGAUGGCUCUCUAUCCACGACCCCUAGAAGAUCCCAACUUCUUGAGGCUGGCUAUCGCACGAUAGCCCAUGAACACCCACCGCCGGACAUAUCCCUCACGGAAAACCCAGAACCUUGCAAUAUUCUCGUCAUGGCAUUCUCAUCACAUGGGCCUGUAGACCGAGAGACCUUCCGGCCGCUCAUACCUUAUCUAGAGCAUUUGCACGUUCCAGCGGGUUUUGUUCUAUGGGAACAAGGCGAACCGUCAGAUGGUCUCUACAUUGUCGAGUCCGGUAUACUACGUGCAACGUACUACUUUGCAGAGCACGUUUCGCCGACCCAUGAGACAAUGGUUCCUGGGACACUUGCUGGCGAACUCUCGGCACUGUCGGGAUUGGAACGUAAUUGUCGAUGUGUAGUUGAACGGCAGGCUGCGCUAUGGAAACUGACAACAAAAAAUCUCAGUCGGUUGGAAAACGAGCAGCCAGAAUUUGCGCGGACAUUCACCAAGUUGGUGUUGAGAGCCGCGAAACUUGAUUACGAUACCCUCAUCGCUGCCGUAGCUUCGCGACAGUAACCCAAGAACUGAGACAUCCGCGGACACGAUCUUUUCAUGGACGAUAACAAUAACAUAGACGUUCUCCUGUUGUUCACUAUCAGAAUGUAUGGCGUUUCUAGUCCUCGACAUAGGUGCAUCAGUGGGCCAGACGAAAUAUGCAGACUGUAUUCAAUAGCUCAACGUUUAGAUAGUCUACGUCCCGUCUCUGUUCAAUCCAACACAAAUAGCAGGCUGUCCUUGAACUUGGUGCUCAUCUUCCCAUUCAAAUCUUCCCUGCCUCGGAGUACAUUCCAGAACGUUGGGCUUCACGGGGUACCGUUGGCCGAGAUGUGCGGCCGCAAUAAAGGAAGUUGUACUAC